This is a messenger RNA of Entamoeba invadens IP1, 714 nucleotides long. RefSeq lists its product as hypothetical. Gene Ontology annotation, cellular component: endosome; Golgi apparatus. The record is from RefSeq and is a predicted model, not a curated record. The transcript has 2 exons. Bases 1 to 714 code for a protein of 237 amino acids. Gene Ontology annotation, molecular function: GTPase activity; GTP binding. NCBI's taxonomy places the organism in Eukaryota, Evosea, Mastigamoebida, Endamoebidae.
AUGAAAUGUAAAAAUGUGUACAUCUCUGUUCUUGGUGAUUCAGGUACUGGGAAAACAUCUUUGAUUGAAAAGUACAUACACAAUACAUUCUCGAAUAACACAGAGACAGAGAAAGAUAAUGUCUACCUUACACAUACAUUUUAUAAAAAGGUUAAAAUUCCUUUUGUUAUCCAAGAAUUAUCUGGGGAUCAUUUAAAUGAUAGAAUAAUGUUCAAAUCAAUUAGUAUUUCUUUGGGAUACAUUAUUAUUUAUUCUGUAACAUCAAGAACUUCAUUUGAAAACAUUGAAGGAUUUACACGCCUUAUUUGGAGACUCACCAAUAUACGUUCAAGCGAUGGGUACAUCCCAGUCACCAUAAUUGGUACUAAAUCGGAUAUAUAUGAAGAAAGAGUCGUCUCAACCUCUGAAGGAAAAGACUACGCCACAAAACACAACUUUGCUUUUUAUGAAAUAUCUUUAAAAAAUGAUGAAAAUGUUGAUCCUAUCUUCAAGUCAUUAUUUGAAAACAUUUUCACGAAAUCAAUUGUUAACUGUGAAGAGUUUAUUUUAAAUACCAAAAAUAAACAACAACAAAAAGUUAAUCACAAAAAGAUGCCUAAAAAGAUCGAAAAUAAUACAAACAAGUGUUGUGCACAAAGUUUAUUUUUAAAUUGUAUGGUUUAUAAUAGUUAUUUAUUUGUAUUUAAUAUAUUAUUUUUAUACGAGCUUUCAUAG